Molecule: messenger RNA, 1563 nt
Organism: Schistocerca nitens (vagrant locust)
Lineage: Eukaryota; Metazoa; Arthropoda; Insecta; Orthoptera; Acrididae
Gene: SP555
Product: SPRY domain-containing SOCS box protein 3
Exons: 3
Coding region: 258-911 (217 amino acids)
Biological process (GO): intracellular signal transduction; proteasome-mediated ubiquitin-dependent protein catabolic process
Cellular component (GO): SCF ubiquitin ligase complex
Molecular function (GO): protein binding
Source: RefSeq, a predicted model, not a curated record
UCCUCAAACAAAAAACUGUGCCCAAUUCUUGGAAAAAAGCAUAGGUCACACCUAUCUACAAGAAGGGUAGUAGAAGUGAUUCACAUAACUACUGUCCAAUAUCCAUGACAUCGAUUUGUUGCAGAAUCUUAUAACAUAUUCUGAGCUCAAACAUAAUGAGGUAUCUUGAACAGAAUUACCUUAUCAAUGCCAGUCAGCAUGGAUUCCAAAAACAUUGAUCAUGUGAAGCCCAACUUCCACUUUUCUCACACAACAUAAUGAAAGCUUUGGAUCAAGAGAAUCAGGUGGCACACUUCCAUCCUAACUGGAGCAGUGGAACAGCUGGGGUGCGAGGAACACGGGUGCUCAAUCAUGGUCGCUACUACUGGGAACUGCGAGUGUCACACCGUGUCUUCGGCACCAGCAUGAUGUUCGGUGUGGGUACACAGCAUGCUCGUUUACAUGUUGACGCUUUCAAGAAUCUGCUUGGAGAGGAUGAACAUGGAUGGGGACUCUCGCACAAAGGCUUGCUGUGGCAUGGUGGCCGCUGGACACACUACACACGCCCCUUUCAGGAGAAUGAAUCUACAACUAUUGGAAUCUUAUUUGAUGGGAUAGCAGGAACACUUACAUACUACAAGGAUGGGGCUUGCCUUGGUGUUGCUUUCAGAGGCCUUAAUGAGGUGCGUGAGCCCCUGUAUCCCAUUGUUUGUUCAACUGCAGCAAAGACUGAAAUGACAUUAAUAACAACAAAACGUGAUUUUGUAAACCUGCAAGAUCGUUGCCGAGCUAUCAUUCUGAAGUAUGUGCGCACACGGAGUGACCUACAGCUUCUUAAACUACCAAAAAGUAUCAAGGAAUAUUUGUCUGAGACUCUAACAGACACUGUUCAAAUAUUCAAGCCAUGCAAUGAAUAUGUGCAUAUAGUGUGAUAUUAAUGAAUUACUCAGGUAUUUGUAUGAGAAGUACAUAGUUUGUUUUAUUUAUUGAUUUGUUUUUAAUUUUAUGUGGACAUGCAAAAUUGUUGUUACAGGUGUGAUUACAGCACACGUUUUAAUGCUCAUCUGGAUGGUACAGUGAUGUAAACUGGCAAACAGGUAAAAUAAGGGAAAGGCUGCUACUCACUUAUAAUGGAUAACAGAAAACAGUAUUCACACUAGCUUUUGAGCAAUGGUUCUUUUUCCAGCAAUAGCACACAUACACACACACAGCCACACAGACAUCCAAACGCAUGCUUGCUGUAGUGAUGGGAGUGUGCAUUUGGGUUUGUGUGUCAAUGUGUGUGUAAAUGUGUGUACUACUGCUAGAGAAAGAGCUAUUGCUCAAAAGCUAGUGUGAAUGUUCUUUUCUGUUGUGUGUUUAUAUGCUCCAUGCAUUGAUCUGCUACAGGUGAGUGGUUGCCUUUCCUUUAUUUUACAUUUUGCUCCAGCCAGGAAUUUCCAUUAUUGUUAAACUGGCAAACAGUUGGAUAUUGUAGCUUGAUACUUCUUAUUAAAUUCUGACUGUGAACAAUAUCCUCAGAAGUUUCUUACCUGAAACAAUACUCAUUGUAAAGGUCAACAACUGGUGAUAAUCAUUAAAAAA